GGAGUUAUUUUGAAGGAAAAAAGGGAGUCAUACUCACGAUCUCACUGAAUCUAAGAAAAUCUAUUGCACUCCGUGAGAAUUCGCGUUUAAUCUCUCUCUCUCUCUCUCAAAAGUUCCCGGUCCGUGGCUCGGCGCGAGAUUGCCCAGAAGUUGCCCCCAUUAUAAGUACAAAUUCUCUCAAAAUCACCAUUACAAGCUACAAACGCUUAAGUCUUAACAGAGAUGGAGAAUGAGAUAGAGCCACCGAGGGUAGAGCGAUAGGUAUAGUCGUGUAACGAGACAAGAUCGUCAGGGCCGGUCAAGUCAGAUCAGAUCCGUGAAAUCAUCUUUACCAGCAAAUUUCAGGAAAUAAGCCCUGGCGAAUUCGCUGUGAAUCGUCUCGCAUUCGGAGUGUUCGUCGAAUAGUUUUUGUUCUUUUUCUUCCAUGUUUGAUUUAUGUGGAAUGGGGCGACAGUUGGGUUGCAGGGGCUUUGGAAAUGUGGAAAGUGGGUUGUUACUUUAGGCAAGAUAGAAGAUAGGGUCUUGAACUAGGGUUUGCAAAGGUCACACAUUUGGUAUUGGAAACAACGGUUCUUUUUAGGGUUUUGGCGUUUGAUGUUUACAGUCGCAUGAGGUUUUGCUGUUGUUGUGGUUUUGGCGAAGAGAUAGAAUACGAGGAAAGCACUAGGAGCAUCGAGGGGGGCUUGCUUUAUACUGCAACUGAAGUUAAGUUUAAGGAAUUAUUGCGUACGAAAAUGGACGACGAGGACUCUGGGGCUGGAACUCCGCAAAUGGGAUUCAAGGAUGGAACGAUGGAUGGUUCGCCGAGCGAGGAGACUGUGGUGGAAGAUUUGGAUUUGGGGAUGGCUGUUAGGACGAGGGAUCCGGCUGAGAAGGAGAUGCCCCGUGACGCUUCCGUUGCCUGGGAACUUGCUUUUGGGAGUUCCCGUUGUUUUGACAAGUAUGUACAAGCCAGUAGUCAGUGCGUAGCGGAUGGUGACGGGUUGGGUCUAGGUGAAGAAAAUUCUUCCUUAGGCCUGGGAAAAGGGAAUCACAAUCGGGAUUUCCAGCAUAAACGGGCCAAAGUUCAUUCCGAUUCUCGAGAAUAUGGUUAUGCAUGUACAAUAAUGUCAGGUGCUGAUACUUCCAUUUCACUUGCUGUUGGCAACUACGACACCAGUCAAAGUUCCUCUGCUUCAUGUGAAAAUGAUACAAUCAAUUAUCUUAAUUCCCUGCCAAAUGAUGGUGGUAAUGGAAAGUCUGCAGAUUCUAACAAUGGUGAUGAUGAUCAUGGAGAUGAGGGUAAUUCUUCAAAAAUGGAAGUCUCAGAAGUUAAGAUGGAUCUUACAGAUGACUUGUUGCACAUGGUUCUCUCUUUCCUGGACCAUAUUAAUUUAUGUAGAGCUGCUAGGGUCUGCAGGCAGUGGCAUGUGGCUAGUUCUCAUGAAGACUUCUGGAAGUAUUUGAAUUUUGAAAGUCGGGAAAUCUCUGAGAAUCAGUUUGUAGAUAUGUGUCAGCGAUAUCCAAAUGCCACUGAAGUGAAUAUUAUUGGCACCCCUGCUAUGGACACCCUUGCUAUGAGAGCAAUACGAUCCUUAAGGAACAUUGAGAUUUUGAUUUUGGGGAAGGGACAGCUUGGUGGUGAUUUUUUCUGUGACCUAGCUAAUUGUUCUAUGUUGAGAAGUUUGCGUGUCAUUGAUGCAACUCUUGGUAAUGGCAGUCAAGAGAUAACUGUGUUCCAUGAUAGAUUGCGCCAUCUUCAAAUUGUGAAGUGCCGUGUUCUCCGUAUUUGUGUGAGGUGUCCACAACUUGAAAUGUUGUCCCUGAAGCGUACCAACAUGACACAUGCAAUGCUUAAUUGCCCUCAAUUAUAUGAAUUAGAUAUAGGUUCCUGCCACAAGCUCUCAGAUGCUGGAAUCCGUUCAGCAGCAACGUCAUGCCCGUUAUUGGCAUCUUUGGACAUGUCAAACUGUUCAUGUGUUAGUGAUGAAACACUUCGGGAGAUAGCCUUCACUUGUGUUCAUCUUCAUUUUCUAAACGCAUCAUACUGCCCAAACAUCUCACUUGAGUCUGUAAGGCUGCCAAUGUUGAUGGUUUUGAAGCUUCAUAGUUGUGAGGGUAUAACUUCUGCUUCGAUGGCUGCAAUAUCUCAUAGUUAUAUGCUCGAGGUACUGGAGCUUGAUAAUUGUAGUUUGUUGACAUCAGUUUCCUUGGACCUUCCACGACUGCAGAAGAUCAGACUAAUACAUUGUCGCAAAUUUGUUGAUUUAAAUUUGCGAAGCCCUAUGCUUUCAUCAAUUACAGUUUCUAAUUGCCCUGCACUCCAUCACAUCAACAUCACAUCAAAUUCAUUGCAGAAAUUAGUAUUACAAAAGCAGGAAAGUUUGACCACAUUGGCAUUGCAGUGCCAGAGUUUGCAAGAAGUGGACCUUACUGAAUGUGAAUCUUUGACAAAUUCUGUUUGUGAAGUUUUUAGUGAUGGUGGUGGUUGUCCCAUGCUUAGAUCACUGGUUCUUGACAGUUGUGAGAAUCUGACAGCAGUAAGAUUCAACAGUACUUCUUUGGUCAGUCUUUCCCUUGUUGGUUGCCGUGCCAUGACUGCCCUUGAACUCACAUGCCCAUUUCUUGAGCAAGUUUAUUUAGAUGGCUGUGAUCAUCUAGAAAGAGCAUCAUUUUGUCCAGUUGGUCUUGGGUCCUUGAAUUUGGGGAUAUGUCCAAAAUUAAAUGUACUCCAAAUUGAAGCACCACACAUGGUUGUGCUGGAGUUGAAGGGAUGCGGUGUCUUGUCUGAGGCAUCCAUCAAUUGCCCUCAUUUGAUGUCUUUAGAUGCCUCCUUUUGCAGCCAGCUUAAAGAUGACUGCUUGUCUGCAACAACUGCAUCAUGCCCUCUGAUUGAGUCACUAAUAUUGAUGUCUUGCCCAUCUGUUGGUCCUGAUGGGCUCUCCUCUUUGCGCCAACUUUCUUGUUUGGCAUUGCUCGACUUAUCCUAUACUUUCUUGGUGAACUUGCAGCCAGUUUUUGAAUCCUGUUUGCAGUUGAAGGUAUUGAAAUUGCAGGCUUGCAAGUAUCUCACUGAUUCAUCUCUGGAGGCUCUGUAUAAGGAAGGGGCUCUACCAGCGCUUCGUGAAUUGGAUUUAUCCUAUGGGAGUAUCUGUCAGUCAGCCAUAGAGGAACUUCUUGCUUGCUGUACACAUCUUACACACGUCAGUUUAAAUGGAUGUGUGAAUAUGCAUGACCUUAAUUGGGGUCCAAGUGGUGGUCAGCUUUCUGAAUUGCCAAACAGCAGUGGCUCAACUGGCUUGUUUUCUCCAAAAGCUAUGCAUGAUACAAUUCAACAGCCUGACCGGCUACUACAGAACCUGAACUGUGUUGGGUGCCCAAACAUAAAAAAGGUUGUCAUUCCUCCUAGGGCCCGCUGUUUUCAUUUGUCAUCAUUAAACCUUUCUUUGUCAUCAAAUUUGAAAGAAGUUGGUGUUGCUUGUUUCAAUCUGAGCUUUCUCAAUUUGAGCAAUUGUUGCUCUUUGGAAGUUCUAAAACUUGAUUGUCCAAGGCUAACUAGCCUCUUCCUUCAGUCUUGCAGCAUUACUGAAGAAGCUGUUAAAGCUGCCAUAUCACACUGUAGCAUGCUCGAAACUCUGGACGUCCGUUAUUGUCCAAAGAUAGAUUCUAUGAGCAUGGGGAGAUUACGCGUUGUGUGUCCCAGUCUGAAACGCAUCUUUAGCAGUCUGUCCCCAUCAUGAUAUCGUUUGCAAAUACACGUCUUCCCUUGCAGGUCCGAUUGCUUCCGAAUGUCUCUCCGCUACAUGUUUUACUCUCGCAUGGAAACCGUCCUUGUAAAUAACCAAUUGUGAUGCAAUCGGCGUAAGUGACUUGGGUGUGGAUUGCUGAAGCUGUUCAGCAUCCGCCACAUGUAAAAGAUAUAAUAAAACUUUGUUUUUGUUAAUGCCUAUUGUUGUUUUAUGUUGGUA
Nelumbo nucifera (sacred lotus) is the source of this 3947-nucleotide messenger RNA. Its product is annotated as F-box/LRR-repeat protein 15-like. The record is from RefSeq and is a predicted model, not a curated record. Gene Ontology annotation, molecular function: protein binding. Lineage: Eukaryota; Viridiplantae; Streptophyta; Magnoliopsida; Proteales; Nelumbonaceae.